This is a messenger RNA of Serendipita indica DSM 11827, 1044 nucleotides long. The record is from the annotation of a GenBank genome assembly. Lineage: Eukaryota; Fungi; Basidiomycota; Agaricomycetes; Sebacinales; Serendipitaceae.
AUGACUUCCCACAACAACGAGGAUUUUUUCGAGUUUAAGAUGAAUCCCAAGAUGGAGUACCGUCGGUUGGGUCCCAGCGGACUCCGCGUAUCCGCUCUUUCAUUGGGUGGAUGGCUUACGCUCGGAGGAACCGUCAAGGGUGAUCCCGUCAAGGAGAUUGUUAAAAAGGCCUGGGAGAACGGUAUCAACUUUAUCGACACGGCCGAGGCAUAUGCUCAGGGCAAUUCCGAGCGCGAAAUUGGACGUGUUCUCAAGGAGCUAAAGAUUCGGCGAAGCGAUCUCGUGCUGAGCACAAAGGUGUUCUUUGGCGUUCGCAAAGGACCGAAUGCGACUGGUCUCUCGCGAAAACACAUCAUCGAGGGUCUCCAUGAAUCCCUUGAACGCCUCCAGACGCCCUAUGUUGAUAUUUAUUUCGCUCACCGACCUGAUCCGACUGUCCCGAUGGAAGAGGUUGUUCGUGCGUUCAACUAUUGCAUCAAUGCUGGUCUUGCACACUACUGGGCCACAUCUGAGUGGAGUGCUCGUGAGAUUGAAGAGGCGUUCCAUGUCGCGGACAAGCUUGGUCUCGUAGGACCUAUCGCCGAGCAAGCUCAACACAACUUGCUUCACCGUGAACGACCGGAAGUCGAAUAUGCACCGAUAUAUGCCAAAUACGGCAUCAAGACGACCGUAUGGAGUGCGCUCGCCUCGGGUAAGCUGACGGGCAAGUACAACGAUGGUAUCCCAAAGGAUUCAAGGUUCGCCAACCAUUCUGAGUUCUUCAAGGACACGGUCGCAAAGCUCGAGAGUCCCGAAGGCAAAGCCGAACUCGACAAAAUACGUGCACUCACAAAAUAUGCCCGUGAAGAGCUCAAUACGGGUAUCAUUCCCCUCUCCCUUGCUUACAUCGCCGCCAUGCCAAACACCGGAACAAUCAUCCUUGGUGCAAGCAAGCCCGAGCAAUUGGACGAACAGUUUGAGGCGCUCGAUUUGAUCCCAAGGAUCACGGAAGAAGUUAGAGAAAAAGUCGAAGCAAUCUUGGACAACAAGCCCAAGGAACCGUAA